Trypanosoma conorhini is the source of this 414-nucleotide messenger RNA. RefSeq names its product serine/threonine protein phosphatase 2B catalytic subunit. The record is from RefSeq and is a predicted model, not a curated record. The transcript has a single exon. Gene Ontology annotation, cellular component: calcineurin complex; cytoplasm. Gene Ontology annotation, molecular function: calmodulin-dependent protein phosphatase activity; calmodulin binding. Gene Ontology annotation, biological process: calcineurin-mediated signaling. Lineage: Eukaryota; Euglenozoa; Kinetoplastea; Trypanosomatida; Trypanosomatidae. Bases 1 to 414 code for a protein of 137 amino acids.
AUGCUCGCGGAGAGGAUGCCCAUGCUGGGGGAUAAGCGCCUGCCCGACACCACGGUUCUUCAACGGCACUUCGAAGCGGGCGGUGCCCUGCACGAGGCGGAUGUAAUUUGGUUGAUUGAGGCUGCCGCCGUGUUGUUUGCGCAGGAACCAAAUGCUUUGCGCCUGGAGGAUCCCAUCACCGUAUGCGGCGACAUACACGGGCAGAGCUAUGAGCUGAUUACCUUAUUACAACUUGGUGGUGCCCCGAAUGACACGCAAUAUUUGUUUCUUGGGGACUACGUUGACCGGGGCAUCUUUUCCUGCGAGGUGACGCUUCCCCUCUUUGCUUUCAAAAUUCGGUACCCAAAGUCAUUCUGGAAUGCUGCGCGGGAACCACGAGUGCCGGCGGCUUGCCUGCCACUUCGCAUUUCGUGA